AUGACUACAUUUAACAAAGUCGUUGGUCUCGCUCUGUUCUUGGCGAUCUGCCUCAUUGCUUCAUCUGACGCAAUACCCAUAUAUAUUUCCUAUCCAAUGCCCAAUCCAUAUUAUCCAUAUUGGCCUUACGUAAACACUUACCAAACCAAUAAUCAAUACGCGAACGCUAAUGGUGGUGACGGUACUGGUAUCGGUGGAACUGGUAUCUCCAAUGGUAAUGGUAUUGUCGUUGAUAGUGUUGGUGCAGGUGGAGAUGGUGUAGGUAUUGGUGGAAAUGGUGGUAACAUUGGACAGUAUGCAAUAAAUUGGAGCUGGAAAUAA
Ambispora gerdemannii is the source of this 321-nucleotide messenger RNA. NCBI's taxonomy places the organism in Eukaryota, Fungi, Glomeromycota, Glomeromycetes, Archaeosporales, Ambisporaceae. The record is from the annotation of a GenBank genome assembly.